UACGUUAUAUUUUCAUAGCUGGUUGUAUAAACCAUAGUGUAAGUAACACUCAGAAUAAAUAGCAUACUACGUACAAGUAUAAACUGUCUAUCGUUAUGAUUCAUAAUAUUGCACAAUUUUGAUAUUACUGCAGUUCCUAGUAUCGAAGAGUAUUAGAUAAGUAUUUUUAGAACGAAUUGGAUCCCGUUUAUGAGUACACCAAAAUGAUUCCACUGGAACUAGAUGGUGACAAUUUGGGAGAGAAACAUCAACUUUAUAACAGAUUGUUAAAGGAGGCUCUCAUUAAAAAGAAUAUAAAAUUAACACCUAACUUCAAGGAGUGUGGAGACAUUGAAAAUCUCCUGAAAAUCGACGUUGCUUGCAUAAAUAAAAAUGUUAAUUUUAUCCUUGAAGUGCUCAAAUGCGAAGAUAUGUUAUAUGUUUCAAGAGUGGUGAAACGAAGCACUUGGCUGAUAACUGAACCCGAACACGCGCAUAUAAUCAACAUAGACUAUCUAAAAACACAUAUAUUCCCUUAUAUGACAACCAGAGCGAUCAACAAACUAAUGCUCAGUAUAAGGAUUCAUAUAAAAGACGAAAAAAGAGCAGACCAAUUCUUUGAAUACGAAGCGCAGAAGAAUAAUAUGGAAAAGGCCCUGAAAUGGUUACCGCAGUGUUCAAUGCCUUUUAUAGAACGAACUGUUGCAAAACAUACAGAGCUUAUAUCAUUACAUUUAAAUAAACGUUUAUGUGAGAGGUCUAUCACGGCGCUGGAAGUGUACAUAAACCAUAAUAACCAAUACUUGCAUCCAAGUUCCUUAACAAACACACUGUUUUUAACAUACAAUAAUACUGAAAGAUAUUUGAACAUUAUAGAAAAACUGUAUUAUAUACCUAGUUUUGGGCGUAAACAUACCAAGGUUUUAAUGAAAGUGUGCCCUCAAAAAAUUUUAAAUAAUUUUGAAAAAUUUUUGGGCCACAUCGAUUACGCUACUUGUGCGAAAUAUAUGAAAAGAGAAGAUAUCAAAUCGUUUUUGUUAAAACAAGCAAGUAACGAAAAAGUAAACUACCGCUUUCUUAAAUACUAUUACAUCAAGCAUUUUCUUCAGCGAUUGCCUAAAGAAAGUCAAUUGGAACUUAUAAUACAAUUAAAGUUCAUUAGCACUAAAACAUCUGGUACACUUAGAAAGGAAGAUAAUAAUGCACAUAAAAGCGCGUCCAAUUACGAAUGGACACUUCUGAAAAAUGAUUAUGAAUGGUAUAAAAUAGCUCCUUUUGAUGUAGCUUUUCGUCAUAUAAAAAAAUUAAUACGAACUAAAUCCUCACCUGUUGAGAGAAAUUCAAUGCUAGCCACUAUUUUAUAUUGCGCUGGUAAUAACAGUAAGAAUAUACAUACUUUGCUAAAAUAUUACUAUGAAAACCAUAUAAACGAACCACUUAGGUUCAAGGUACAAUUUAUAGAAGGAGUAUUAAAAAAUUUGGAUGUUCUUAAAAACAAAGAAAUUUGGUCGAUUAUAAAUCGAUUGUUCUGUAGUAUGGAAGUGUAUAAUGAGUCUACUAAUGAUAACAUCCAAAAAAUUAUUGAUGUUAUUAUAAUUUAUAAUGCUAUAAAUAAAAUACCGAAUUUGAAAAUUAUUGAAGACAAAUUUUCAUUUAGCACUUUAAAGGAAUACAAAAACAAACUAUUGCCAACUGAAAGGGAAAAUGUUUUUGAAUAUCUAUUUAACAAUGUGCAAAAAAAAAUGGAAAAUAUAUCUAUUACAGAAGAGAUAUGUUACAAUGAGUUAGUUACAUUAAUGAAUAAUAUUCUCGAGCUACUUAAUGAUUGGGAAAAGAAGUUAGAUGAUUAUCCAUUUAUCAUUAAGAAAAUAAAGGAGUUGAUUGCAAUUAAACGAGAAAAAUUAUGGGACUCAGAUUUAUCGACUCUCUAUCAUGUCAAUAAAAUAUGGCGAAAAUACUUGUUCGAAGAAUCAAUUAUCCUAUCGCCUUCGGAGUCAGUAUGCAUCAACGCUCUUAAGCAUGGCCCGAGUCUAUUAUCACGUUACAAGAAUGAAAUACAGGAUUUGUUUUGUAAUAAUUCUAUGCCUUUGAAAACUGUCUUCAAUAAACUACGCAUAUACUGGCCGCUCUCUUUAACUUCUGAAUGGAGCAAUUUCUACUUCCAACAACUAGAUAAUCCGAAUAAACAUAAAACUGCAAUUAAAGUAUUAAUGAUAAUUCUCCCACCAGACCAACUAGAAGACUUUAUUAUAAAAUACGCACCGGAAAACACUAAAAUUAACUGGGGCGCAAUAAAUGAGCUGAGCGUCAGUUUAAGAAAAUAUGCUGCGAAGAAUAUGCAUUUAUCAAGACCCUUAUUGGCACCUGAAAUGGUCUUGCUCUACGCCAAAGGGGAUUACUUGCAAUAUUGUGUUCCCGCAUUGAAUUCUAUUUUAUCAAGUAUUAGCAGCAAUCACAGUGGCCCAAUCGUACAAAAGUUACUAACUGCUCCUGUGUCUCUACAAAAAUAUGGUAUCCGUUUAGCGUUUUCCAGGCUUGGAUCGAAAGAUCUAAAGCUACUGUUCUCGAAAAUGUGGUUAUCAACCACCAACGCUACUAUACGCGCCAUCAUAUUCCAAAAAACGCACGACUUUUUAUGUAAUAACACAAACAUAGACGACUCAGAGGACAUGUGGGAAUUAUUAGUAUUGACAUCAAAAUGAUUCCACUGGAACUAGAUGGUGACAACCUGGGAAGAAAACAUCAACAUUAUAACAGACUGUUGAAGGAGGCUCUCACUAAAAAGGAUAUAGAAUUAACACCUAACUUUAAGGAGUGUGGAGACAUUGAAAAUCUCCUGAAAAUUGACGUUGCUUGCAUAAAUAAAAAUGUUAAUUUUAUCCUUGAAGUGCUCAAAUGCGAAGAUAUGUUAUAUGUUUCAAGAGUGGUGAAACGAAGCACGUGGCUGAUAACUGAACCCGAACACGCGCAUAUAAUCAACAUGGACUAUCUAAAAACACAUCUAUUCCCUUAUAUGACAACUAGAGCUAUUAACAAACUAAUGCUCAGUAUAAGACUUCAUAUAAAAGAUGAAAAAAAAGCGGAAGAGUUUUAUUAUUACGAAGAGAAAAAAAAUGGAGAUAAGGCAUUGAAAUGGUUACCAUAUUGUUCUUUACCUUUCAUUGAGCAGGUCGUUGCAAAACGCAAAGAUCCAAUAGAAGGAGUUUUAUUGAAACGUUUAUGUGAAAAGUCUAUCAGCGUGCUGGAAAUUUCAAUAAAUAAUUGUCAUUACUAUUACAACUACGAAAACACUUUAAAAGCGACGCUUUUUUUAAUACACAAUAAUGCUGAAAGGUACUUAGACGCAGUAGAGAAACUGGAAUCAUACCAAAUACCUGCUUUUGGACGUAAAUAUACCGAAGUCUUAAUGAAAGUAUGUCCCCAAAGAAUACUUAAUAAUUUUGAAAAAUUGUCGCCCCGCAUUGAUUAUGCAACUUGUGCGAAAUAUAUGAAAAAGGAAGAUAUAAAACCGUUUUUAUUGCAACAAGCAGGUAAUCAAAAAAUGAACAAAUUCCUUAAAUAUUAUGUUAAGUAUUUUCUACAGCACUUGCCUAAAGAAGAUCGAUGUGAAUUUACAAGACAAUUAAUGUUCAUCAAUCAUGAAAAGUCUCUAUUGCCCGGUAAGAUAGAACGUGAUCAUAUGCCAGAGAGUGAAACUAAUAGGGCAUGGACAAACCCCAAAAAUGUUUACGAUUGGUAUCAAUGUGUUCCUUUCGAUGUCACUUUUCAUGAUCUAAAAAAACUACUACAAACUGAAUCCUCGCCAGGUGAGAGAAAUUCAAUGUUGACAAUUCUUUUAUAUUGCGCUGGCAAUGACAUUAAAAAUAUACAUACUUUGCUGCAAUAUUACAAUGAGAAACAUAUAAAUGAGCUAUUUCAGUACAAGAUAAAUUUUAUAAAAAAUGUGUUAAAAUAUGUAGAUGUUAUCAAUGACAACGAAACUUGGUCAAUUUUAAAUCGGUUGUUUCACAGUAUGGAUGUUUAUAUAGAAUCUAGCAAUAAUGUCCAAGUAUGUGUCGAAAUUAUUUUAAUAUAUAAUGCCUUACAUGAUAUACCAAAUCCAAAAGUUGUUGAAAACAAAUUUUUAUUUAGUACUUUAAAAGUUUACGAAAACAGACUAAUACCAGUUGAAAAAGAAAAGGUCUUUAAAUAUCUGUACAAUCAUUUACUAGAAAAAACAAAUAAGAUAACCAUUACUAGUGAAUCAUGUUUCAACGAACUAGUUACUUUAAUAAGAAAAUAUCUAGAGCUCCUUAAUGAUUGGGAAAAGAAAUUAAAUGAUUAUCCAUUGAUCAUUAACAAAAUAAAGGAGUUGAUUGCAAUUAAAAGAGAAAAAUCAUGGAACUCAGAUUUAUCGUUGCUUUAUCAUGUUAAUAAAACAUGGCGAAAGUACUUGUUUGAAGAAUCUGUUUUAUUAUCCCCAACGGAAUCAGUAUGCAUCAAUGCUCUUAAACAUGACCCGCGUCUGCUUUCAUGUUAUGAAGACCGAAUAGAUAAAUUACAUAGUUCCGUAUCUUCAAGCACUUUCUUAAAUAAAAUACGCGUGUACUGGCCAAUUUCUUUAACUACUGAAUGGAAAAAAUUCUAUUUACGACAACUAGAUAAUCCCAGUAAACAGAAAAUUGCAAUUAAAUCUUUAAUGAGAAUUCUCCCUCAAGAUGAACUAAAAGCCCUUAUUAUAAAAUACGCACCGGAAGACACCAAAAUUAACUGGGGCGCAAUAGAUGAAGUUCACAUUAAUUUAAAAAAAUAUGUUGCGAUGAAUAUGUAUGUAUCAAGACCCUUACUGUCAGCGGAAAUGGUUUUGCUAUACGCCAAAGGCGAUUACUUACAAUACUGUAUUCCUUCUUUAAAUUCAAUUUUAUCAAAUCUUAGCAACCAUCAAAGUGCUUCAAUUAUACAGAAGUUACUAACUGCACAUGUCACUCUACGGAAAUAUGGUAUCCGGUUAGCGUUUUCUAAGCUAGAAUCGAAAAAUCUAAUUCCACUGUUUUCGGAGGCGUGGAAAGCAACAAACAAGUCAAGUAUACGUGUCUUUUUAUUGCAAAAAAUAUAUGAUGCCUUAUGUAAUGAGACCAACAUUGACAUGUCCGAAGAAUUAUGGGAAUUAUUAAGUUAUUUCAUCGAUAAUUUAUCGUCUAAAGACUAUAAAAAGAUAUACGAUUUACUAAAGGAAGUAUCAAAAGUGCCUUACACGGUUAGAGGAAAGUUUUUUAUGAAAAGCUAUGCUUUCUUUAAAUCUAUGCCAGCUGAUGAUCUUAUUGGGUAUAAAAUGAAACAUCUUAUCGACUUUGUACCUGAUGUUGUAAAUCAAUUAGAUACAGAAAUGAUAGUAAAUGUCAUGUGGAAAGAUGCCCAAGAAACUUUUGACAAAAAGAUAUGUGAAAUUCUCGAUGUAUUCACAACCAAUGCACUUUUUUGUGAAGAUGAAGAAACGCAAAUUAGAAAUUACAGAAAAAUACUAGCUCCUUUAAUGGAUCGCCAUUUGCCUAAAUGGGAUAUAAAACAUGAUAACCAAAAGUAUGUGCCAUAUAAUAUGGUAAAUUUACUGCAUUCAUUCAUGUCAAAAUUAAAAAAUGUAUUUUUAGACCCGAAUCUAGUUAUUCCAGUUAAAAUGUUUAAAGAUAUACUAAGCAAAAUUGAAAAUUCCUUAAUAGCUGAAGAAAAUUAUGUUUUCAUAACAACUUGGAAACUUCUAACUUCCUUUACUGAACUAGUGAAUACGCAUAGACCUUCCAUUGGUUAUGUUGAGAUGGAACAAACUGAUGAGGUUUUGGAUACACGAGUUGGCUAUAAACGAUAUAAAUAUUUAGAUGAAAAAUGGGAUGAACUUUUUGCAAAAAUAAUUCCAACCUUUGCAAAAGUUUGUAGCGAUAACUUACAAAUAGAUAUAGAAAAAUAUUUUCCAUCAAUAUACACAUUGUUUGGACAAGCUGUGACAACUGUUAUAUAUAAGUUCGAUCCAGAUUAUGCUAAUUAUAUGUUCUAUAAGCAUAUGCUAACUAUUAAUAAGUCAAAGGAAAACUACUUAAUGGUGCUUGAGUACAGCACCGUAUAUGCACCUGAGGGAAAAGAAGAAAUUCUGGAUGAAAUACGUAGCUUACUGGAGUCGCACCCCUCGUUAGAGGUCAAAUUACAUUACGCCGAAGAAUUUAAUAUUUUAGAUAUUACAACUUUAUCCCAAUAUACCUAUUAAAUUAUAGGGAUUCUAAAAUCAGUGUUUAAUUGUUGCACUAGAUAAUAAACCUAAUAGCGCACGCAGCACAAUAGACUGACCAAGUCAAAAUAAUUUGAUCGUUGAGAAACUGCAAAUAAACAUUUUGAGAGUCAUGAUUUGCAUUACAAAAUGGGAUGUAACCGAAACACAAUAAAGAUGUAACGUACAAAUAGUUAUGAAAUGAUUACAUACACACAAACGUGUUUUAUCCCCGAAGUGAAAAGCAGAGGCGCAACUAUGGCACCCACUCUUCCCUAUGUGUAUUCCAUCCCACGAUGUGAUAGGAGACGAACCUAUUUCCAUAUCAGGCACAAAUUCUAGUCUACGGGCUCAUGCUGAGUAGAAAAACCUAACACCGGAUCCAGGUCCAGAUCCUACCCGAUCAGGGAAACGAACCCAAAACCUCAGCACUGCAGUCGUAUCGUAAUUAUUGAUACGAAAAUAAGUUUUUGACGAAUUUUGUUCUAUUUAUCACACUUCAAUAGGGUUCAAAAUUAUAUUCAUGAUUCAUGUCUUUACCAUCAAAA
Messenger RNA from Manduca sexta (tobacco hornworm), 6762 nucleotides. RefSeq lists its product as uncharacterized. Bases 204 to 2681 code for a protein of 825 amino acids. NCBI's taxonomy places the organism in Eukaryota, Metazoa, Arthropoda, Insecta, Lepidoptera, Sphingidae. The record is from RefSeq and is a predicted model, not a curated record. The transcript is spliced from 3 exons.